AUGUUGGGUGACGGUACUUCUGUGUUAAGGAUGCCACUCAUACGACGUGUUGGGUACAAAUACUUGCGUCUUUGGGCAGACAGGUCUAGUAGUACCUUAUCGAAGAACGCUGUGGAUCAUCGCCGUCCACGAAAAUGGACGCAAAGGUCUCAGGUAUCAUCGUCCUCGGGCGCAGCCAACCGCAGUAAAGUGCCUGAAUACUUACGAAUUCUCGAUCAAAUUCUUCAUGGCCUUCACGAGCCUUCGAGGUCUCAGCACCUGAAAGAAUCUCGAAGAGGCGACGUUUUUGUCCGGGAAUCGGGAGGCCCUAGCCGUCUUCGGUCCAAGAUGCUGGAAGCUAUCAACCCUGAAAUCCUUGCCAUGCUGCAGGGUGAGAGAUUCAGUCUGGAAUCUCACCUUUGGAAUGGUACUGCCGAUAUAUAUGCUGGCCAGUCGCAGCUCCUCGAAAGACGCAUCACAGAGCACACAAGAGAGCGAAUUCGCUUCCAGCAGAGACUUGAAGCCGAGCGAAACAUCGGAGACCAUAAAAAGCUGCCCUCCAGCCAUUUUGCACAGCUGCCAAGACAGCCCGCCACCGAGACUGCAAAAGAUCGACAACAGCUACUCUUAACCAUUCUCGAAGAGUACGCCGCCCUCAUCUUCCGGACACUGCCGCCGAGCGAGCCAGCUUUGAGGCUGCCUCCAGACUGUGAAGUUCAGCCUCAUUCGUCGUACGCGAAGAGCUCCAAAAAUAGCAAAAUGGGGAGACUUGGACUCCAACUCUAUGAAGAGCUCUGGAGACAUGUGAACAUCUCGAAAGGCGAUUCAGAGACUAUUCCCAUCGUCUGCGGGGAGUGCAGGAAUGCAUCGACUGGUAUGCUAGACGAGGAGCCUUUGUUUGAACCGAAGGCGCAUUCAUGUGCCAAGGGAUCAGUUCCGCCCCUGAAAGACCUUCAAUUCCGCCAAGAGGACGUAUCUCAGAUCAAGAAGUCAGCUUCCAGCCGACGUAUUCAAUCUCAUAUUGAUGACAUUCUACGAACUUAUACUGUGGAUUCAGGCGCACGGAAUUCAGGCCAUGCCCUCGGAGAGAAAAUGCAACCUCCCAGCGCGAGCCGAAGACAUCAGGAGGAGCCUAUGAUAGACUUGACAAUACAUUCACCGAGUGGUCUUCGUCUGCAAAGACCAAGAAACAUCAGCCAGUCAGCCUGUGGCGGUUAUAUCAUUGCCCCUCCAUCUCAAAUUACCGGACAUCUGGAAUUAUCUGUCAGCCUUGAUCACUUGGAUCCUAUCGCCCCAUCUUCUGUCUUUAAUCUACAAAUUAUGAAAGCAGUCGCUUCACUUCCCGUCGUUCUUGUGCCGCGACCGGGUACUCCCUUAGAUCAUAUUGCCGCGAAGGCCUGCCGCGAAACUGCUCCCAUCGACUACUUCCCGCCUGUGGCUGAUGGUUCGGACGACGCUGAUGUUUCCCAAUAG
Molecule: messenger RNA, 1452 nt
Organism: Colletotrichum lupini
Lineage: Eukaryota; Fungi; Ascomycota; Sordariomycetes; Glomerellales; Glomerellaceae
Exons: 9
Coding region: 1-1452 (483 amino acids)
Source: RefSeq, a predicted model, not a curated record